Paramuricea clavata is the source of this 4204-nucleotide messenger RNA. Lineage: Eukaryota; Metazoa; Cnidaria; Anthozoa; Malacalcyonacea; Plexauridae. The record is from the annotation of a GenBank genome assembly.
AUUCGUGCAACAAGACGACAAGCAAGUGUUUGAACACGAUCGGAAUUUACAAAUGUCAGUGCAAUUCGGGCUACGAAGGGAAGCAGUGUAAAGAUAGGAACGAAUGCAAGAACAGCCCAUGUGUCAAUGAUGGAUCUUGUUUAAACACCGAUGGCGAUUAUACGUGUCUUUGUCACAAUGGUUUUACAAGUAUGUUAUUUGUGAUUUAUGAAUCAUUAUUUAAUAGUUAUUCUGUGAACUCGAGUCGUGUACGAGCUGAUAUUUGCCUAUAUCAUCCAAAUAUCACGAGAGUGGGUAGAUCUAGAGGAUAGUGGCCAUUUUGCCCUUCAUUACAAUUACUAUAAAGUUUCUUUCAAAACUUUGCAUUAAAAGGGUACUUGACACAGAGAUGAUUGGCUAUCACUGUUUCAAUUUUACAGAAAAACCUUCUUACGAAGUGUAGACCCUAAGCAACCAAAAAGGUCAAAUUUUCACUUUGAUCUAUCAUUGAAAUUUUCCCAGGGGAGGUGCAUGAUUUUCAGGGGAGGUGCAAAAUUUCUCAGGGAAGGUGCGCACCUCCCCUCAAAAUCCGGCCUUGAUCCUAAUCAUAAUCUUGAUCCUAAUCCUUUAAAAUAGUAACUGUUUCUAAAUUGUGACUCAUACACGCGCAAAAAUCUCACAUCUUGUAGCAAGUCUGCCAACAAGCCGUCAACAAGUUGUGUUUUCGCACUGCUUGUCCCAAGUUGUCAACAACUUGUAACAACCUUGUUGAUAUUAUCAGACUUGUUGCAAGGUUGUUCCAACAAAUCCGAUGCAGUCAUGAUAUAACAAUUUUGUUACAACCUUGUGUCGUCGACCUUGUGACAUUCUUGUUAUAUCAUGACUGUAUCAGACUUGUUAGAACAGCAUUGUAACAAGCCUGAUAAUGCCAUCAGUUUUGUUACAAGUUGUUAACAGCUUGUUCCAAACUUUGUUGCAACAACUGGGAACAAGCAGUGCGAACACAACUGAUCGACAGCUUGUGAACAGAUUUGUAACAACUUGUUUGCUGACCUGUAACAACUUGUUUGCUGACCUGUAACAACUUGUGCGUUUUUACGUGUGUAGGUCAUACAGUACCGUCCAACGGAAACUAUACAUCGAGUAUCGAGCGCGUUUCGCGUUCGAGCGAGAAACAUUCGAGCGAGUGUCGAGCGGCUCGCUUCUCGAAUCGCGUUAUCUAUCGAGUUUCGCGAAACGCGAUUCGAGUCGUCGCGAUGCGAAUUGAAGAAAUUUUUGAGAAACGAGAUUCGAGUAUCGAGUAUUCGCGAAGUGCAUGAUUUAUAAAUGCGUUAUUAAGAACUGCGAUGCCACUGUGGCACGUUUAAUUGUAUUUAUUUCAGAACCAUCUUGAGAGAUAUGAAAAACUAGUUUCACAUUCUUUUUUCAUAUUCAUACAGUUCAGAUUAAUUGUAUAUACCCAUGCACGUGUUCCGUUUAUAUACUGUAAGAGUAAAUGUCGUGUGAACGAUUUAAAACAGCAGUUUGCCGUCCUUUACAUACUUUACGUCCUUUACUUUUAUUGUUUUAAGUUUUUAAUUGGCGAGUUUGUAUAUAUUAACGUUUACAACAACAAAGCGCAAAGAUGAGGACUCUGUCUCUGACGAGAUUUGCGAUAAAUUCAUCAUCGCCAACGGGCCGGAAAUAAAACAGAAAUAUUUUAUAUACAGAAUGACAUACCUAUAGUAUAAUACGCGCCAGAGACAAAGAAGGCUACUUGCUGUCAGACAUAAUGCUUGUACUUCGUUCUUUUAAACUACUACCAGUCUUCUCAUCCCAUUGAUUAAACAGCAAAUUAAAAUAUACGCAUACCAUAACGGCGUAGUUUCUCUCAUUUCACAUGUUUCCCACAGCCUGCCAUCAGAAACAAAGAAACAUGCACAAACGUAUAUUUCAUCCGGUCGAUUUGCAUUUUAAAACCGUGUCAAAUAACUGGCAUGCAAAUGGAGAAAAUGUAACACUUGCUUUACUGUAUGUGACAAUAAUAUUGUAGUAGCUUCUUCUCUGUUGAUACUAAAAAAAACAUGUCUUCAUUUCGGACAAGGCGCGUAUUUUGAUCGGGUGUAAAACAGCACGCGUCAUAUUUUAGUUUUAUGUUGUUGAUAUUGUCAUACUUUAUUUUUGUUGUCAUACUUUAUUUUUAGUUCAUAUUGUUAUUAAUCGAUUAUUAAUGGAUCAUUAAGGUUGAUACAGGCUUUUGUCUGUUUUGUUAUUGAGUAAUUAAAAUAAUUUCACUUCCUCAAGGCAAAGCAUUCAUUCUGUUUGAAUCUUUAAAUUAAAACACGUGUAUCUGUGUUUUACUGCUUCAUUGACAUGGCGUUUCAACUCUGCGAGCAUCGACAACUGGACAAGCUGUCACACUUUCUAUUAAAAAGGUUUCUUUAUAAAUUAUCUGGCUUUGAAAUAUUGAAAGAAUUACCGCGAUUCAUGCCAUUUUCGAAUUUCGACGCUUCGCUAAGCCUAAGGUGAAACUUUGAAUAAUUUACAUAUGUACCGACAGUGCUGCGAGACAUCUACUUAUAAAACGUAAAAGCAAAACAGCGUCUUAAAACCAUAUCUUGUGCCUCAAUCGUUUAGAAAAAAACAAGGUAAGACUUCCAUACGCCGACAUGUAUGUUGAAUAACUAGCCUUUAUGUUUUUCGCUGCCAUGAAGUUUUUGCUCAUCAGCGAUUUAUCGAGUGCGAUUCGCGAAGCGCGUUUCGCGAUUACGCGAAAGCAGUAAACAAAUUAUUCGAGCGAGUCAUUACGCGUAACGAGCGAGAGGUCGCGAUAGCGCCCCUCGCAAGGUUUCGCGUCGCGCUUCUCGCUCGAACAUUCUCGAAACUCGCUCGAAAAAAAUGUAUAGUUUCCGUUGGAAGGUACUGUAAUUUAUCAUAAGUUCGUAUGUCAUAUUUAUGCUAUAAUAAUAUACAUAAAGAUAUUACUCGACUCUGAUUGGUUGAUUUCAGUGCAGUUAAUCCCAAACAGCAGUGCAAUUUUCUGUUAUCACAGUGCAAUUUUCUGUAAUCACAGUGCAAUUUUCUGUAAUCACAGUGCAACCUGUAUCUAUAUUAUUUAUAACUUACCCGAGUAUUAUCAUCACUGAGGGUAAUAUUUCGCCGAAUCCCCCGAGCGGAAGGUCUAUAAAUGAUAUAUUAUACCGAAAAUUAAAAGCCUCCAAGUUGAGAAUUAAAAACUUGACACAUACCUUCGUGAAUACGAUGUUUUAUUUUCGGAUUAACGCAAGUGUCGUCGCUUUUCUUUCAAAUCACAUAUCGUUUGGAAUAUUAAUGACAAAGCCCCAGGUUUUAGGUUUGAAAAAGCCCCGGGUUUUAGGUUUAAAAUUGAAUUAUUCAUCACUCAUUAAUACUAUUUAUGUUUUGUCGGCCAUCUUGUUGUCAUGCGUGUUGUCCCGCGUGGUGUACGCGAAUAAUGUUACACCCCAUGUUCCCCGGGGAACAUGGGGUGGAACAUUGUCAAAAGGAACGCAGACUCGCUAAUUUAUGACGUAAGGCGUGAUAUCGCGAUUAAUUUCAUGCUCACGUGGCACAAACUAAGCUUCCUGAUUGGACAAUUUGAAUUUGAGGUAUAAUAUAAAGUAAAAGUUGCCUUCGCGUGGAAAAUAUGGCUUUUAUCUUUAUUUUUAAAUGGAAAAGCAUUUACCUUAAACAAGACUAACAAAAAAUACACAGUUGAGUGGAAUUUUCAAGCUGUUAGCGUUGUAUAAUGUGAUAAAACAAAGCCAGGAAAACUUUGCCAGUGGAAUAUUCGCUAUAAACGCGUAAGUUAAAACUACAACUGUCUCGAACAUUUUUAUGUAAAUUAUUAAUAAGUAAUAGCAUGGUUUCUCGUGAAAUUUGGAUAAACAUGCACUCGUGAGUUUUUCAAAGACCUCAAAUACUACUCGUCCUUCGGACUCGUGCUAUUUUGAGGUCUUUGAAAAACUCACUCGUGCAUGUUAUAUCCAAAUUGCACUCGAAACCGUGCUAUUACCUAUACUAAACAGCUUAGUCCAUGUCACAAAGCAAACUAACUUUUAUUUUAUUUAGGGUGGUCAGGAACUAUGUACACAAAACUCAACGUGCAAACUGGAAUAAGGAUUAAAUCCAUCUUGCCAUCUCUGCAGUUGAGAAGAAAGAACUGUCAAUACGAAAGCUGCAACUGCCUACAGGGUACCAAAGGAUGUAUUAAAUCGCCGAGUCAAUG